Molecule: messenger RNA, 1387 nt
Organism: Protopterus annectens (West African lungfish)
Lineage: Eukaryota; Metazoa; Chordata; Ceratodontiformes; Protopteridae
Gene: MTURN
Product: maturin, neural progenitor differentiation regulator homolog
Exons: 3
Coding region: 298-693 (131 amino acids)
Biological process (GO): positive regulation of megakaryocyte differentiation; regulation of signaling
Cellular component (GO): cytoplasm
Source: RefSeq, a predicted model, not a curated record
AAGAUUACGUCCUUGGUCAGGAUGGUGUGUGUUCUCUGCAAUUGAAGUGCAUUGCGUUUCGUUUUGCAGUGGUGUCGUUUUAUUACAUUAUUUAAUGAUAGCGUUAGUCGUGAUCCCCCAAAGAUCUGUAUUCCAUAACACUGGAUUAGUACAGAAAAUAAGUUAGAGUCGGAUCUUUGUGUAAGGAGCGUACGUCCACUCGGCUCUUAAACGAUGCCAAGCAUCCUGAGGUGUUAAACUGUAACGUAAUCCACUGUAGUCGCCGAGAGACGGCAGGCGGGAGCGACUAAAACCACUAUGGCUUUUCAGCAGCUUGUUGACAUUGCAGAUAAAUGGUGUUCUAAUACACCCUUUGAGCUAAUAGCUACCGAGGAAACGGAGAGGCGCAUGGAUUUCUAUUCUGAUCCCGGUGUCUCUUUUUAUAUAUUAUGUCCUGACAACGGCAGCAGCGAACAGUUUCACGUGUGGAGCGAAAGUGAAGACUGCUUACCAUUUCUCCAGCUGGCACAGGAUUACCUCUCCUCUUGUGGCAAAAAGACACUUUUACAAAUCCUGGAAAAAGUGUUCAAGUCUUUCAGACCUUUGCUGGGGCUCCCUGAUACAGAUGAUGAUCCAUUUGAAGACUACCAUGCUGAUGUAGAAGAGGAGGAGGCAGAGGCAGAACACCAGCAGAUGGGCAUCAGUCAGCAAUAAACUAAACUCUUUACAAAAAGUACAAAGAAAAAAAUGACUGGAUUUGUAUAAAUGACAUUUGUUUCCUAAAUUCAUCCCUCCUCACCCCUUUUAUUGGGCUACUUUAAAGAGACUGACCUUGGUAGUAGUUUGCCAAUACUGGUUUAGCUGUAACUCGUUUGAUUAGGACUUGACUGGUGAGGUAAGGUGUCUGCAAGAAUUUAUAGGUUAAAGAAAUCAUGUUUUAAGAGUUGCUGUUAAAAGCUUGGUUAUGUUGGCUCUGAAAGUUUACUUUUGUUUAAAAAAUGUGCUUUUGGCGCUUGUUUUAAGCUUCAGGCAUUACAGGAAGGAAUUCAGUUUCUGUUUGGCAAGAAGUACUCCCAUUGUGAAAUUUUAAGUACUGAUGUAACUGCUGUAUAGGUCUAAUGCAUUUUGUGAAUGUUUAACUGUGGUGGCAAAGUGCAGUAAAAAGACUCUGCUGUAAACAGCUUAACUUUACAGCUUCUACAGGUUGGCAUUGUACGAGUUGUUGCCAUAUAAGUUGGAACAUUACAGUUACUGGGUCUUGUGUCUUAUGAGCAUAUUGUGCAGGUCUGCUUUGUCAACUUCAAAGAUAUGUACUGACUUCUGCCAUGCUUGUGCCACUUCAUUUUGUAAGGUUCCUAACAGUAGUGUACACUAAAGCAACCAGAGAAACAAAGUUACUUUAAACAUA